CAGCAAACUGGCAGCCGGCCGCGUAGCGGCGCUAUACGAUCUUUGGCAGCAGCAGCUAAAACAAAUAACAGAGUCGGUUUCGACUAAUUUUUGACAACUAGACUACAUCAUACUAAAAUUUGAACGUAAUUAAUUAAUUAGCUAAGGGUUUGUAGAGAAAGUUGCAAGUUGAGACUGCCAUGCCUCAUAUGAAGCCAGCCAAGAAAACCCAACCAUUAUGGAAGGAAUGGGAUUUUAAAGCACAGAAAAAGGGCAUUCAUCACACAGUAUAUGAAGUUAAUGGAGAUGAAUACACUGGAGAAUGGCUAGACAAUAAAAAGCAUGGUAAAGGAACACAGAAAUGGAAGAAAAACAAAUCACUAUAUGAUGGUGAUUGGAAGUUUGGUAAACGAAAUGGUUUUGGUACAUUGAGUAUACCAGCAGAGGGAGGAAGCUAUAAAAGAAUUUACUCUGGAGGAUGGAAAAAUGAUAAAAGACAUGGUUAUGGAACUAAUUUUUAUACAGCGGACGAAUAUUAUGAGGGUGAAUGGUACUGUGAUAAGAGGAGUGGAUGGGGAAGGAUGUACUUUUCUGAUGGCAGUAUUUAUGAAGGAGAAUGGUAUAACGAUCAAAGAAGUGGACAAGGCAUGCUCAGAUUAGCAACAGAAAACCGAUACGAAGGAUCAUGGAAACUUGGCAAGAAGAAUGGCCCUGGAAAGUUCUUUUACCUUGACAAGGGGCAAAUGUAUGAGGGUGUGUGGGUUGAUGGCAUACCAAAGUGUGGAGAGAUGGUUGAUUUUGGCAGGGAAGGGGCACCAGAUCCAACCGUUUACCCUAUACCAGAGAUCAAGUUGCUGGAUCCCAAAGCUGUUCUCGGAGAAGCUGAGCAAAUGUUCCUUCAAGAACAAGAAUGAAUGUCAUGUGAUCAUAUUUAUAAUUCUUCUAAAUCUCAAUCACCUUGCCUAUAAUUUAAAGGCACUUAUCAUGAUGCCUAUGAAUUGACUAUUAUUUUUUGGGAGCUGUAGAUUCUUAUUCGCUGUAUAUACUGUAAAGAUUUGUAUAUAUAUUUGUAAAAUAAAUAAUUAGUAAGAGAAUGUAA
Messenger RNA from Anneissia japonica, 1078 nucleotides. RefSeq names its product MORN repeat-containing protein 3-like. Lineage: Eukaryota; Metazoa; Echinodermata; Crinoidea; Comatulida; Comatulidae. The transcript has 6 exons. The coding region runs from base 180 to 893 and encodes 237 amino acids. The record is from RefSeq and is a predicted model, not a curated record.